Messenger RNA from Schizophyllum commune H4-8, 2678 nucleotides. RefSeq lists its product as uncharacterized. The coding region runs from base 109 to 2658 and encodes 849 amino acids. The transcript is spliced from 6 exons. The record is from RefSeq and is a predicted model, not a curated record. NCBI's taxonomy places the organism in Eukaryota, Fungi, Basidiomycota, Agaricomycetes, Agaricales, Schizophyllaceae.
GCUUCCUUGCCUAGUCAAUAUACUGAAGCAUAGGUUGAUCUGCCACUAUUUCACACUACGCGCUAUCACCACACAGAGCCAAUCCUCAGGAGCAUCCCUAUUCAAGGCAUGGGAUCCGGAGACGACCAGCACCGCGACAGGGCCGCCCACGGCAGAACCCGCAUGUGCAAACCUCGCCUUUUCUUCGCGACAUACGUUUCGAAGCACAAGACCCUCAAUAGCAAAACGCGGAAUGCGCUACUUAGGAAACUCACAGAAUCACAUAGCAUUGACCCCAUCACCCAAGAAUGGUCUGCACUCCCGAUGCCACGGAGGCGUCCAAUCGGCGACAACUUGAGCGGGCCCCCGCACAGGAAAGAGAAAGAGCACUUCCAGCACCUCGGAUCGGUCGUCGAGCAGAUUCUCUCUGCGGCGGAGGAAGUUCUCCCCGACAGCUAUAGCCCGGACAAGCGCACUACGGAUUUCAUCUGCCGCCCUUACCGUAUGUUUUGCUCCGAGUCUGACGGAUCCUGGACAUCCAUCGGCUGCCUCUUUUUACGCAAGCAAUCUUCGUACCCACCUGGAUUCGACUUCGAGAAACAUCCUCAGGCCACAGUCAAGGGUGCCGGCCGCCACAUCUACGCCGCCGAUCUCACUGCCGUUGGGGAGUUGAAACACACCGAAUCAAUCGACGACAAGCUCGACAAUGAGAUACGGGUCUGCGGUCACCCAGCUCUUCUCUUCUGGAACUCCGAUGAUCGCGUCGGCGUCUUCAGCUUCACCAUCGAAUGCUCAAAGUUGCGGAUAUGGUACCAUACGCGGUCACACUCGGCAUUCACGACAGAAAUUGAUAUCUAUGAGGACAAGCGAUGGUUUAUUGAGUUCUUGCUCUUCAGCACCUAUGCGUCCCUUCCCGAGCUCGGCUUCGACCCCACCGUCAGGCUUGUUCUGGACGAGAACCGUGAACUGCAGUACCAGUUCGACCUUUAUGUGUCCGAGACCGCGCCCAAGCCCGUCACAUAUCAAACGACGGGCCGCUUGAGCAAUGACUACUAUCAGCUCGUAUAUUGCAAAGCCACAUGUGUCUACGAGGUCCGCCUUGUCAUCAAGAACUCCGACAAUCCAAAGGAACGGCUGCUCGCCGAAGAGAAGAACGUCCUUCGGGACUGCUGGGUGCACGACGAAGUCGACGAUGAACUCGACAUCCAACGGGAUAUCCAGCAGCGUAUGAUGAAAGUUCCCGCCGUCUGGAAGAGGGCCGAAAAGCACUUUAUGACAAUUCUGCACGACGGUGUUGUUCGCUUUCCAGCGGCCCAUGGCAAUGUUGACUGCACGGUGCCGGGGCCCCCGUCGGAUUCGGAAUACUUUCCCUACGUGGGUACGCCCUCCUUCUGCUGGACGACGCCUCCUCUGCCUCGUUUGGACUCGAAGAAGCGAUGCCGUACCGUUUACAAGCAUCAAUGCAUGGAGCUUCUGGAUAUCGAUGACCCGGCGCUGUUCUUUCUCGCAAUGACAGAGGUUGUUCAAAUCUUGCACUCCUUCAAGGUCACUGGCGACAUCCAUGGAGACGUUAGUCCGCGCAACUUCCUUCUCCGUCAUCUCUCAAAUCCGUAUCCAAACAUCGCAUCACCGAUUACUCGCGCCGCGUUGAGUGAAUGGGUGACCAUUGUAUCCGACUUGGAGAACUCUCGGCAGUACAAGGACAGUUCUGGGCAUGACCGGAUCGUGGGAACUCCAUUUUUCACCGCCAUUGAGGUGCAAGCCCGUCAGUACGAGCACACUAAUGGCAGGCCUCUCAUCAACCUCAGAGCCUUGAACGAUAGGCGAUCCAAGCCUGAGGAAGAUCCUUUCGAAAAAUUCGCCUUCAACCCCUACCAUGAUCUUGAGUCCGCCUUAUGGAUGGCUAUCCAUUUCGUCAUACUCAAAAUGCCGAAAUCGAUAUUGUCCGGCGACGCGGCUCGCGCAGAGGAGGCCGCUUCCGUGCUGCGGGCAUACGCCAAUCAGUUGUUCACCUAUGCAGUCGAUGGAUCUCGCUCGCGCACCAUGCAUAUGACAGAUAUGCGAUUGACACAGGCCCUCUUCGAUGCCCUGCACAAGAUAUAUGACAAGUCGCUGGUCCCGAAUGUCGUCGUGCUCAUUCAGAGCUUGCGCGAUGCAUAUGCUGAGCUGGAGAAGCCCAACGCUCGAAUAAUGCGGCUCCCCAACGGACGAUGCAUAUUUCACCCCGAUCUCUUCCAGGACGAUAUCUACGAAGAGUUCGAGCAGACCUUUCGCGAGAUCAGGGACCACUAUCUUGAACAACCCGGGAUGUUUGUCGACGUCCCUCCUUACAGUCCUCCGCCAAAGCCCUCGGUAUCGCCAACGCCCCCUCGCCGCGUACUGCGGCCUGGGAAACGGGGAAAAGUGAAGCGCAGGGCAUCACCGCCUACCAGUGACGAAGACCAUGAUCUAGGAGGCGCUGGCGAGGACUCAGGCGAGACUGUGGUGGCUCAACAACCCUCCGCGGAAGCGCGUAACGCUAGAGGUCGCAAGCGUGCAGCACCCAAAAACAAGAGCGAGCGACCAGCCAAGCAGCGGCGCACGGACGUUGAGCGAGCGGACAACCACCCAGGGCAAAGACGCUCUUCCCGCAUCAGGGAACAGAAGGCGCGACAGAAGUCGAGCGCAGGCCGUCGAUGAGGCCUUGGGAAGCACUGAGG